Molecule: messenger RNA, 2313 nt
Organism: Notothenia coriiceps (black rockcod)
Lineage: Eukaryota; Metazoa; Chordata; Actinopteri; Perciformes; Nototheniidae
Gene: tuft1a
Product: tuftelin 1a
Exons: 12
Coding region: 140-1297 (385 amino acids)
Biological process (GO): intracellular signal transduction
Cellular component (GO): intracellular anatomical structure
Source: RefSeq, a predicted model, not a curated record
CCGGGCUGAAUACUGAUAACUGCAGCCACUGUAAACCAUUGGAGACACACACCGGGGAGCUGUUCUAAUUGAAGGAGCUUUAUUUAGUUUGACUUUAUUUAUUAAUUUAUUAUUUGAGUUAUAUUUAUUUCUAUCCAAGAUGAACGGAGUGUCGAGAAGUAUGUGUACAUUUGAAGACAUCAGAAAUCAAGAGCAGGCGGAGGGGUGCAGGAGACUGCGACUCACACUGCACGACCAGAGGCAGGCAGCCCAGAGAACGGAGCAGUACAGGGACAAGCCAAUCGGACGAGCGUAUGCGCUGGUGCAGCCGGCCGCUGACAGGACAUCUCUGAACCCUGAACCGGUCAAAUGCAAAGAGGAGCAGGUGGAGGUUAUCAAGGUGUAUCUAGAAGCCCGCAAACAGGAGCAGCAGAAACACCAGCAGAGCCUCAAGAUGCUGUCGGAUGAAGUUUCACAGAUACAGGAGGUGAGGUAUUGCCUGAAGACGCUGAGGGAGCAGAUGGCAGCCAAAAACAAGCCGCUCACAAAUGGGUGGAAAGUUGGUCUUCCCUUCAGAAGGAGCGCCCCGUCUGCCCCUAAAGACGAGGCUAAAGCGGAGGCACAGGAAGCAGAUGAAGAAGCAGAGAGAGCCAAGCUGAGGGAGGUCAGUAAGCGCUUGUAUGCUCAGCUACAGGAAGCAGAAAAGAAACACCAAGAGGAUAAAGAGAGGCUGCAGGCUGAGAGUAGCAGGCUGAAGGAGCGUCUGAGCGAGGAAGAGGAGAAGCUGAAGACCACAGAAGAAGCCAGCGAGAGGAAAGACAUGCGCAUAGACGACCUGCAAAGGCUGCUGGGAGGGAUGGAGCAGGAGAGCGCCACCCUGAGGGAGGAGAUGAACAGCCGCGAGGUGGAACUCCAUGAGCUGCGCACAAUCAGAGAGGAGGGCCAGAAAGGGGGGCAGAGGACUGAGCAGCUGGAGAGGGAGUUGGCAAUUCUCAAAGAAAAGAUCCACCAUCUGGACGACAUGCUGAAGAGCCAGCAAAGGAAAGUCAGACACAUGAUUGAACAGCUCCAGAACUCUCGCAUGGUGAUCCAGGAGAGAGACCGCGUGAUCAAAGAGCUGGAAGAGAAAGUGGCUUUCUUGGAGGCUGAGAACCGAGAGAUGCAUGACCAGAUGGAUUACUUCAUGGGAGGACAAAGAUCCAACUCCCACCUUUCAUCCGAGCGCAAUCCCCAGAUCGUCUACAGUAAACCGAUCAAGCCUUCCAACUCCUCCAACAAACCUUUGCCUUUCAUCAAAGUCAUCGAGAUCAGGUCAUGAAGUAACCGCGCAGAAGAAAGACUCGGUAUUGGACCACAACACCGUUUCACUGCAGACUGAAAACAAGCACGACUCUACGAGCGCCCACAUCUGAUUUCGCUGAUAGUCGGGAUGUUGGAGUUGAGCUUCCCUGGACUGUAACUACAUCAAAACUUCCACCAAACCACAAACACUCCUUGAAGGAAUUGGCGACACACGCACCACAACUUGCUUUGUCUAUGCAUAAUGUGUGAAUUUGAGCUUGUUAUAGAUACUUUAAGCUGAUUCAGCUAAUGUGCAUUUGAAGUUUUACAUGUGAUACUGCGUACCUUGUGCAAGUGUUUCCGUGUGCUGCCCUGUUGUGAUCGCUUUAUUAACCUUUGAGAUAUGACAAUCUCGUGUUGUUGUAUUAAACAGAACUGUGCGGGUUGGCAGACCUUUUGCCAAAGUGCGUUAUGAUAUUAUGAAAUUCACAUAUAGUGAUGUAGCAACAUAGCUAACUAAGCUAAAUGUUUUCUGUAGCAAUCAUUAACCCGAGGAUCUACAUCCAGUGUUUUACUGAAUGGUCACUCAUCCUCCAUGACUCCAUUCACUUCACUGAGUGAAUGGUAUAAUGCUCUAAACGUGUAAAUACCGUUUAUAAUUUAUAUAAGGUCAACACCCUCUGAUGUUUUUAAACAAUAUAAGUGUUUUUAAGUCUUUAACAACUAUUUAGCACUUCCUGAAGCUGUGAGGAAGCAGAAGGAUGGCGUGUCAGUGGUGAUGAAGAUAUGUAACUUUACUGCUUCAUUGAAGUGUCGUUCUACAUAUUUCUUGUAAAGCAUGUCAGCUCCUUAUCAUUUUGUAAACUGUCACCUUGUUUGUACAUAUUAAUAAUAAUGAAUGUGAUUUGAUAUUUUAACUUCCUAACAGCUUUCUCCUUUGUAUUUAUUUAUAUAAAACCUCAAGACAGAUUGUGUUAUAGGAGGGUUUUCUAUGAAGUAAAUUCCAAUCUAUUAUCUGUGUUUGUGGCUUUCAGAAUAAAUUACUGAAAAUAA